Messenger RNA from Pieris rapae (cabbage white), 2030 nucleotides. Its product is annotated as ankyrin repeat and MYND domain-containing protein 2. The coding region runs from base 126 to 1304 and encodes 392 amino acids. Gene Ontology annotation, molecular function: protein binding. The transcript is spliced from 2 exons. NCBI's taxonomy places the organism in Eukaryota, Metazoa, Arthropoda, Insecta, Lepidoptera, Pieridae. The record is from RefSeq and is a predicted model, not a curated record.
GAGUUAUCUGUGCUGUGAAGUGUGAACCGUGGAUGUGCUAUGUGAUUGAGGUUUGUCUGGAAACUCGUAUCAAUUUGUUAAAAAUCCCAGUUUCCCAGUAGUUUAAACGUAAUUCAUUAAUUAAAAUGGACAACAAAAACGACGAUCCAAACGUUCCUGAAAAAACAAUAUUCACUGUUAUUGCACAAGGAGAUUUAACGGAAUUUAAGAAUAUACUUGCUCAACACAAGGGCAGUGUCGAUUUUUUAGACGAAAAUGGUAUGACUGCCCUCCAGCACGCUGCAUAUAAGGGGUGCAAGGAUAUGGUACAAUUGCUCCUCGAUAGGGGUGCGGAUGUCAAUUGUGGUAACCACGAAUACAAUUAUACGGCUCUUCAUUUUGGAGCGUUAUCUGGGAAUUCAGAAGUAUGUAAGCUCCUAUUAGAUGCGGGGUCUAAACCCAAUUCUACUAAUUCUGUUGGGCGCACGGCAGCUCAGAUGGCGGCUUUUGUAGGAAACCAUCAUACUGUGGCAACUAUUAAUAACUUCAUACCGCGUAAUGAAAUAUCUUACUUUUCAACUCCUCAAGGUCAACAGACUGAACCCUAUCUACCAGCUUUACUUGUUGAACCUCUGCAUAAAUUUGUUCUUGGUGUCAAUAUUCAUCCAGUUAGAUUAGCUCUUAACUUACAACAUGCUUCCUGUCUGUUAGACAAUGCUGAGAAAGUAAGCAAGGUCCUUGAGAUGCUUUGUAAAAAGGAAAUGACAAGAGGCAGUGAAACCAAUGAAGUCAUGGCAUUUAAAUAUCACUACCUCGCUUAUAUUUUAAGAGAAAUAAGCAAUAUCCGUGAUAAACAAAAACCUAUCUCAGAGAGUGAAAAGAAGCAUGACAUAGUAGAAAUUUUUACUAAAAAGCUCUUAAAACCAGGAAAGGAUGGAUAUUCAUUAGAUUUGAUGGAUGCAUUCCUUAAAGAUUGUGUUCGGGAGUUUCCAUACAGAGAAUGUACAACAUUUCAUCAGAUGGUUACUUCUUUGACAAGUAAAGCCCCACCACCUGCCUUUUCGGUGAUUAAUUGUACUAUCAAUGGCCAGCGAGGGUUUAUUGACACUGUUCCUUAUUGUAGUACUUGUGGUGAAGAAACGCCAGCAAAAAAAUGUUCGAAAUGUAAAACAGUGCAAUAUUGUGAUAGAGAAUGCCAGCGUCUGCAUUGGUUUGUGCAUAAAAAAGCUUGCAAUAGAGAAUCAAAUGUGCAAGCGUCCAAUGCUAAAGUGAAUAUAGACCCUUCAGAGUUAACUGCGGAAUUACAAAACCUUGUAGCCGGAUAGUCAAAGAAUAUUUAUAUUAGAUAAUUAAGACAAGUUCAUGAGUAAGAAAUUCAAAUAUCUGUAUAAUUUGUCAAAUGUUUUGUGUAAAUAAUAUGUAUGUUGUAGAGCACACUUUCAUUUGUAAUAAAAACAUUUAUCUGCCUUAAAAGUGCAUAAUACCUAAAGAAUAGUAAUUGGAAAACUACAAUUUGUGCUCAAGGGUAUGGCAAUGGGAUGAUUUUCCUGUAGCCUUGUGUCAUAACCAUAAUAUGUAUUACUCAUUGUAUUCUACAUAGUAAAAGCAAUUGUAUGUGAACAUCAUAUUAAAUAGUUUGAGUACUUCAACAAAACAUUGAAUCAUAGACUUUAAUUAUGUUAAAAAAAUAUUUUGUUAAUAAUUUUAGGUUUAUGAAAUCAUUUAGAUGUUACACUUGCAGCCUUGUUUUACAUCACAACUUGUAUUGUGUACAAUUUAGUUGUUGAUUGUAUGAGUAAGAUUCUAGAGUCAAGACGUAGCCAAUCUAUGACUUAACUCUGAAUCAUAGUACCAAAUAUAUCUUAAAAGUGUUUGUAUAUUUAUGUUCCAUUAGAAAUUCUCAAGUUCUAAAAUAAUCAUUUCACGGAUUUGACAAUUUGAACAAACUACCUCUAUUUUGCAGUUCACUUGAUUGGGGAUUAAUGAUUUUUUGAUGUACAUUAAAAUGUGGCUAUUGUGACAAUUUCCAAUAUUAAAUCUGUAAUAAAAGC